UAUACCAAAGUCCACGUCGCCUGUCACCUCUGGAAACAGAUAUAGUUCGUAAACAGAUUAAUGAGUGGCUGGAUAAAGAGAUAAUAAGACCUAGUAAAUCAGAUUUUGCAUGCGCAAUAGUUUUAGCUAAUAAAAAAGAUGGAACCAAAAGAAUUUGUAUGGACUACAGAGGAAUUAACAAGAAGAUAAUAAGAGAAAGAUUUCCUUUGCCGCUGAUUGAUGAUCAGAUUGAUAAAUUAAAAGAAGCUAUUAUAUUUACGUCUCUUGAUUUAAAAAAUGGAUUUAAUCACGUGGAUGUUGAUGUAGAUAGUCGGAAGUACACUUCUUUUGUGACACCGCAAGGCCAGUUCGAGUUUAUCAAAAUGCCGUUUGGUCUAUGCACAGCGCCAUCCGUUUUUCAAAGAUAUAUCAACGAUGUUUUUCACGAUUACAUAACUGAUGGUACUGUACUAUCUUAUCUUGAUGAUUUAAUCAUUCCCGCAAAGACAGAAGAAGAAUCACUGGCUAAAACAAAGAAAAUAUUUAAAAGAGCGGAAGAAUUUGGUCUGAUAUUCAAUUGGAAAAAAUGUCAUUUUAUGAAGAAGGAAAUAGAAUAUUUAGGAUACAUAAUUUGUAACAAUGAAGUAAGACCAUCCAAAGAGAAAAUAAAAGCUGUUGCAAAUUUCAAAAAGCCCACUAAUAUCAAAGCCGUUCAAUCGUUUCUUGGUUUAACUGGAUAUUUCAGAAAGUUUGUUCAGAAUUAUUCUCUAAUAGCUAAACCUAUGACAGAUCUGUUAAAGAAAGGAGUUGUUUUUAAUUUUGACGAAAUAUGUGAACAAGCCUUUAUAAGAUUAAAAGAUAUACUUACCAAUUCGCCGGUUCUCCGAAUUUAUAAUCCUGCUUUAUACACAGAAGUACACACCGAUGCAAGUGCAGAUGGUUACGGAGCUGUUCUAUUACAAAAAAAUCCGAUUGAUGAUCAGUUACACCCAGUGCAUUUUAUGAGUAAAAAGACUACUCCCGCUGAGAAGAAGUAUCAUAGUUAUUAUUUAGAAAUUUUGGCUAUUGUUGAAGCAAUAAAGAAAUUUAGAGUAUACUUACAAGGGAUACACUUCAAAAUUGUAACCGAUUGUUCUGCAUUAACGAUGACACUACAAAAGAAAGACUUACCUCCACGAGUUGCACGAUGGGCCUUAUUGCUCGAAGAAUACGACUAUGAGAUAGAACACCGAUGGGCAUCACGAAUGAAACACGCAGAUGCGCUGAGCAGAUAUCCUGUCUGUUUAGUUCUUUCUGAAACUACAGCAAGGAUAAAGAAAGCACAAAACGAAGACGAACAUGUAAGAUUGAUUAAGAAGAUUUUAGAGACAGAAGAUUACAAAGAUUAUGUUGUUCAGAAUGAAAUAUUGUAUAAGUGGAAAGACGGAAAUAAAAUAAUUGUUGUACCUAAAAAGAUGCAAUGGGAGAUCAUUAGGAAGAAUCACGAGAAAGGUCAUUUCGGAAUAGUAAAGACUGAGGAACUUAUUGAAAGAGAAUAUUAUAUAGAGAAUUUAAGAGAAAAGAUUAAGAAAAUUGUUGAUAAUUGCGUUGAGUGCAUAAUUGUAUCUCAUAAAAAGGGCAAAAAAGAAGGUUUGCUUAAUCCGAUUGAUAAGGGUAGUGUCCCAUUGUCGACCUAUCACAUAGAUCACUUAGGACCCCUUACAUCAACAAAUAAAAGUUACAAGUACAUACUUACAGUAGUUGACGCGUUUACCAAAUUUACUUGGAUUUAUCCUGUGAAGACUUUAACAACAGAAGAGACUAUUAACAAACUGACUUUACAACAACAAGUUUUUGGGUCACCCGAACGUAUAAUAACAGACCGAAACGCUGCAUUCACUUCAAAUGAUUUUAAAGAGUAUUGUAAGAAUGAGAACAUUACACAUUAUUUAAUAACGACUGGUCAGCCAAGAGGAAACGGACAAGUAGAGAGGGUACAUCAGAUAAUUAUAAACGUACUUGCUAAACUAAGCGCCGAUGAUCCUACGAAAUGGUACCGUCGUGUAUCAAAUGUACAGCGUUGUUUGAACGGAACUUAUCAACGUAGCAUUGGAAUGACGCCGUUUGAAUUGAUGUUCGGAGUAAAGAUGAGAGAUAAAGAUGAUGGAAUAUUAAAAUUGAUUGAAGAAGAAAUUAUUCAAAAAGUAAACGACAAGAGGCAAGAAUUAAGGGAGAAAGCUAAAGAGUCUAUAAGGAAAAUACAAGAAGAGAAUGUGAAGUACUACAAUCGGAAGAGAAAAGAGGCUUUUUCUUAUGAUAUUGGAGAUUUAGUAGCGAUCAAGAAGACACAGUUCUCACAAGGGAGUAAACUGUACCCUAAGUUUCUAGGACCCUACGAAGUCACCGAAAAGAAACAUAACGACAGAUACGUACUAAAGAAAAUAGGAACAGCGGAAGGCCCUAUUAAGACGACUAGUUCUGCAGAUAACAUGAAGCCUUGGGUCACCUCGGAAGAUAGUAUUUCAUCUGGGACAGAUGAAUAGUCAGGACAGCCGUGUGGGUUGUGAACGUUUUUUUAUUUAAGUUAUUCGUUAUUUUUAGUUAUUGCUAGCACUGGCAACUUUAUUUUAGAAGGAAAAAUGACGUUAGAUG
Amyelois transitella is the source of this 2610-nucleotide messenger RNA. RefSeq lists its product as uncharacterized. NCBI's taxonomy places the organism in Eukaryota, Metazoa, Arthropoda, Insecta, Lepidoptera, Pyralidae. Gene Ontology annotation, molecular function: nucleic acid binding. Bases 159 to 2501 code for a protein of 780 amino acids. The transcript has a single exon. Gene Ontology annotation, biological process: DNA integration. The record is from RefSeq and is a predicted model, not a curated record.